AAUUGUUAUUUUCUUCUUUUUUUUUCUUUUUUUUUUUUUAUGGUUGUAAUGACUUCAAGAAGAACAUAGUAAUCCUCCACGAGCAAAAUUUUCAUGUGCUCAAUUAUUGAUUAAUGAUAAUAUCUCCCAUUAAUCCAAGAAACAAUAUUGACCAUUUUCUCACCAUUGUCAUACAUAAUUGCAAUUAUAUAUAUAAAGCGAGUAAAACGACGUAUGUACCGAUUAAUCGAAGAUGAGUACAUGCGUAUCAUCUAGUUGGAAUAUGCCUAUGGAUAAUUCUGCUGAUGCAGUUUCAAAAGUUCAAUGCUACUUCCACCAAUAUUCUUGUCCCUAUAAGAGAAUUACCACUCAUCUCACCAUCUUCUCAACCUCUAAAUCGUUUACAAUUAACGGAAAAAUUCAUCGACAAACGAACGCAGCUGCAGAGAAUAAAGGCCAUGUUUCGAUCACAGUUAAAAAACCUCUAUGGGAGAAACUUCUGCCGAGAUCAAAGAAACUCAGGAGUAUAAUCUUGCUUAACGCCAUCGCUGUCAUUUACGCAAGUGACAUUGCGGUGAUAAAAGAGGUUGAAGCUUUCACCGAUCCAGCAUACUUCUCUGCCGUCCGAUUUGCUGUGUCGGCUAUUCCAUUUUUGCCCUUCAUCUUUCAGGCGAGGAACGAUACUCAGACGCGUAAUUCAGGGUUAGAGUUGGGAUUAUGGAUUAGUUUAGGUUAUCUAAGCGAAGCACUCGGGCUUCUCACGGCUGAUGCUGGCCGUGCUUCGUUUAUUUCCUUGAUCACCGUUAUUAUAAUUCCGAUGCUUGAAAGCAUGUUGGGAGAAAUUGUACCUGCUCGGACGUGGUUUGGUGUUCUCAUGUCUGUUCUUGGGAUUUCUAUGCUCGAAUGCAGCGGAUCGCCUCCUAACAUUGGUGAUCUGUUCAAUUUUAUAAGUGCAAUAUUCUUCGGCAUUCAUACACUUCGAACGGAGCAUAUAUCGAGGACAAUAAGAAAAGAGAACUUCUUGGCACUUCUUGGAUACGAGGUUGGCGUAGUUGCUCUUAUUUCGACAAUAUGGUGCCUAACGACAGCAAAUCUCGAUGAGAUUCGAGAGAUAUCUUGGACGUGGGCCCGGUUUUCGGAUUGGAUGCUUGAAUUUCCGUGGGUGCCAGCACUUUAUACCGGUGUAUUCUCAACUGGUUUUUGCUUGUGGGCAGAGGUAGCUGCAAUGCGCGAAGUCUCGGCGACAGAAACAGCAGUAAUCUACGGGCUGGAGCCGUUGUGGGGUGCCGGUUUUGCUUGGUUUCUCUUAGGUGAAAGAUGGGAACUUGCUGGAUGGAUUGGCGCUGCAUUAAUAUUGGGUGGAAGCCUAACAGUGCAAAUGGUCGGAGGUUCGGGCGGUGAAUCUGCCGGAGAUGGUAAUAGAAAAGAAAAUAAAUCACUAAUUAAAAAAUCAUCACAUGAAAAGGAGAAGCUGUCAGCUUCUCCUGUGAGGGUGACAUCUUUUAGAGACAACUUGAUGGAUAUAUUCAAGUAAUUAACACAUCUCUCAAGUUCAAAUUGCCAAGUAAAUACUAUAGAACUUAGUGUAUAUAUAGUCUUACACAGACCUUCAUUGGUAUGGUAUACAUGUAUACUUCUUUUGCUUUUAUGCUAGAAGCAGCUAAUAUAGUUAUUCUUGUAAAUUAUAAUGGAAUAGUUUGAUAUUAGAAUAAUAAAAUUUUAUGGAUUUAAACUUUGUU
This is a messenger RNA of Erythranthe guttata (spotted monkey flower), 1718 nucleotides long. RefSeq lists its product as uncharacterized. The record is from RefSeq and is a predicted model, not a curated record. NCBI's taxonomy places the organism in Eukaryota, Viridiplantae, Streptophyta, Magnoliopsida, Lamiales, Phrymaceae. Gene Ontology annotation, cellular component: membrane.